Didymodactylos carnosus is the source of this 3225-nucleotide messenger RNA. Lineage: Eukaryota; Metazoa; Rotifera; Eurotatoria; Philodinida; Philodinidae. The record is from the annotation of a GenBank genome assembly.
AUGCAAAAAACAGAGUUUACACCACCUCGAACCUAUUUCUCAUCAUACAAAUUUGAAAUCGGAUUUCCUAUUGAUGUUGGAUUGCCAUGGCCUUUUACUAACAUAUUAGGGAUAAAUUUUGGAUAUCAUGUCAUGUUGAAAGAAGCUCAAGAAGCAAUUAAUUCAAAGUCAACAGUAAUUGGUAUAUCAGUUAGUUGGUGGGGAAUGUAUUCUAUUACUCUUGCCCCUGCACAUGUCCUUAAAUUUGAUCCUAUUUUCAAUGCAACUAUUUUUCAAUUAGUUAAACUUGCUUCUACCGUUUCAACUGAAAAGCAGCAAACAUUAUAUAAUGAUGUAAUAAAAUCGUUUGGAACACAUUAUGUUUCGGGAGUUGUUGUUGGUGCUUUGGCUACUACGUAUACAUUUAUUGAUAAAGAAUUUCAUUCAAAAUAUGAUAGUAAUACUGUUAAAGAACAAAUUUCAUUGGGAUUUGAAUUGGCAUCGCUAAAAUUUUCCGCGGAUAUUGAUGGAGGUGAAAGAGUACGUGAACAAAUGAUGCAAGAAUUUAUAACUGAUGCACAAAGUAACACAACAUUUCUUCCAGUUAUACAAACAUUGCCCGGACAGUUUGAUUGGAAUGUAUGGUCGGCCAAAGCAUCUCAAGAACCAGCUGUCAUUAAUAGAACACUUGUGAGUUUAUCCAAUUUAUUAUCGGACUAUCCAGAAGUAAAAAAACAUUUACAAGAUACAAUCGAUUGUUAUUUGAAAACAGGAAUAUUGCCUACUUUAAAACAACUAAAUAAACAAAAACGUAUAAAAAAACGGAAUGUCUUUCUCUUGAUCGAUGGUAUUGAUAUAGUCGGUUGUGGAUAUAAUAUAUUUACGUUGGAAAGUAAAACAUGUUUGUUAGACAUGAGUAUAUCGGAUGGAAAUACAUGGACUGAUCCAUUUAAUCGCACUUUAACUUAUCAAAUACCUAAUAAUUUUUUUCUUAUUAGUACGUCAGAUUCAUUAUCAAUUACGGAAACUGUACAGUACGAUUCAUUUAAUGAUUUAUGGUAUAAAAAUUUCCAAAUUACCGAAAAAGAUUCAGACAUCCUUUUUGGUUUGUUUUCUCAUUAUGAACGCUCAGAAAUUGAUACAACGUAUCGUAAAUUUAAUCAAUAUUAUUAUAAUUUAGCUUUAACUGUAAAGGAAAUAAAUUGGUAUAAAUUAUCUGCUUCAAUAUUUCCUUCUCCUAAUUUUAAUAGUAUUACUCAAUUAUCAUUUGAUAAAUUACCACACACUUUUGAUCCAGAGAAUAUAAGUAAAUGGGAACAAUUUUUUGAUUCAUUUGGAACUCAUAUAGUUAUGGAUGCCAAUAUGGGUGGUCUAAUUUUAGCUGAAAUUUGGUAUGAAAGUUGUCUUCUCUCUAUUUAUAGUGCGCAGUGGAUAAAACGUCAAAUUGAAACUCGUAAUUUAUGGCUCUUUAAAAACACAUAUACAGAGAAUACUGCUUAUGAAAAUACUGAUCGAGUAUUCCAACAAUAUUCUCAAUAUAAUGUUACAAUAAUUGGCGGUAUGGUAUCCUCUAAUCUAACAGAAUUAGAAAAAUGGAUACCGACAGUAAAACAUAACCCACGUCCAAUCACAUAUCGUCUAACACCUAUAUAUACUUUAUUACCACAAAGCUCACCGCUACGUAAUGCUUUAAAAAAUGCUACAUUAUAUUUCCAUUCAAAUGCUGUUAAUCGUUCACAGAUAUAUAUUGAACAUUUGUCAUCAGUUCAUUAUCCACCACCUCUUACCUGUGUACCACAAAAACGUAAAAAACGAGCAGUUUCCAAAAAUAAUUUUAAUUUAACUGAAGCACGUGAAGCAUUAUGUCCAGUGGUCGGUUAUAAAAAUGCUCAUUAUUGUCCAGGUGUAAAUGAAACUACUAAUAAAAAAAGAAGAAAACGAACCACACCUGUUCCGCCUGAUAAACUACCACGAGGAGUAGGAAUGACUAUUGACAUAAGUACAGGCAUUAUAACAUUACCUGCACUUCAAUUAACUUACUCUGAUGGUGCUGAGAAUUUAUGGACUGAUUCAUACUCGAAACAACCUUUUAUUAUUCCAAAUGAAGUUCUAUUAAAAAAUGUAUCUGAAGAUGAAAAUAAACCAACGGUACGUAUAUUCAAGACGGAAAUGGAUUUAGUUAACGUGUGGACUCGUAAUGCUGAUGAUGGAUAUUGGACGGUAUUAAAUAAAUAUGCAAAAGCUGCUAUCACUGGUUUAACACAAGUUUAUCAUGAAGAAAUUUAUACGUCGUUCAUGGAUGUAUGGGGAACACAUUUAGCUGUUUCAACUGAAAUUGGUGGUAUGAAAGAACAGCAAACCACGUUGAAAAAGUGUAUUUGGUCAUCACCGUAUUUUACUGGUGGUAUGUCAAUUGAUGAAAUUGAAAAGAAUUUAAAAGAAGAUCUAUUAUCACAAUCUCCAUGUAACAGUUAUUAUUUAUCAAGACGAAAAUUAGCUAUCGAUCAUCUUGUUGGAGGUAAUAUUGAAAUUCAGGAUAUAGAAUUGUGGACGAAAACAAUUGCUCUCGAUCCAGCUCUAUUAAAAGUAAUAAAAUAUAUACCAUGGUAUGAUGUUAUCUCAGAUGUGAAUAUUAAGAAAAAUUUACGAAAAGCAAUGACUAUACGUAUAAAUGCAUCGAAUAUUGCUCGUAUGUCCGAAGUAGAUCAGAUUACAUCACAAAGAACGAGUCUACUACAAAGAUUGGCACAAUACGGCGUUCGUACUAAUUAUUAUGGUGCCGAUAAACCGGCAUAUGAAAUAGGUGAUAGAAUAACCUUAGGAGAUACACAUCAAUGUCCAGAUGGAUUAUCAAAAAUCGAUUUAGAGAAAUAUUGUAAUACAGGUAAAAAUGUCACUGCAUGCUCAGUAGCAUAUGUCAAUUUUGAAUGGACGACAACAUGGGAUGUACCAUUAUGCUAUGAACGAAAUAGAACAACUGGUAGUUUUCGAGUUGUCGCACGUCGUGUUGCAGGUGAAAUAUUGUCCGAAUCAGAAGGGAAAUUCCGCAAUUAUGAUAUUACUGGACCAUGGAUUGAGUCUGGUUGUUCAUGGCUGCAAAUACCAUGUAAAGGUGAUGGUCGUGGUAUUACAGAUGCUUUUAUAUGUGCUGGAUGCAUACCAACAACUGACAGAGAAAAGAAAUCGUUCUCCUGCUCAUGUCCAGCCUAUGAAACCGAUGAAGAAUUUAAACCCUACUGCAAAUAA